Messenger RNA from Callorhinchus milii (elephant shark), 2835 nucleotides. RefSeq names its product protein kinase C, theta (gene prkcq). The transcript has 20 exons. Gene Ontology annotation, molecular function: ATP binding; diacylglycerol-dependent serine/threonine kinase activity. The record is from RefSeq and is a predicted model, not a curated record. Bases 323 to 2431 code for a protein of 702 amino acids. Gene Ontology annotation, biological process: protein phosphorylation. NCBI's taxonomy places the organism in Eukaryota, Metazoa, Chordata, Chondrichthyes, Chimaeriformes, Callorhinchidae.
GAGAGGGGGGGAGAGAGGGGGAGAGACGACCAGCCCCAGAGAUCUGCUCCCAGCACCACAGCCACAAAUGUGCCAAUUCAGCGCACGGACUUGCAGGGAGCUGAGUGACUGCCCCCUCCCCGUGCGAAGAACUGGCUGCCUCCCAGAUCGGCUCACACUCAUUCUGCUUUCCUCCCUCGUUGCACGUGAGUGACGUUCAGAGUCCCCGCCUUCGCUUUGAGCUCAGCAACGUUUGAACGGCCGUGGGUUGAGUCCGGUCCCUGACAACCACCGUCUCACUCAUCGUGCGUCGUCCGAAAGCCUCAACCCUCGAGGCGCCAACAUGUCUCCCUUCCUGCGUAUCGGGCUCUGUAACUUCGACGGAGGUCCUUGCCCACCUGGACAGGAGAUAGAGAACCCGUACUGUGCGGUCAUCGUCAAAGAGGCCGUGGACACUGAAAAGGGGCAGAUUUUCAUGCAGAAGAAGCCCACCAUGUACCCAUCCUGGAGCGCCACCUUCGACGCUCACAUCAACAAGGGCCGAGUGAUGCACAUCGUGAUCAAGGACAAGACCGUGGAGUUGAUAUCGGAAAUCACGGUGGAGCUCAACCCCCUGGCGGAGAAGUGCAAGCGGAACAACGGGAAGGCAGACGUCUGGCUGGAUUUAAAGCCCCAGGGUCGCAUGUUGAUGAACGUCAAGUACUUUGUUGAGCAGAGCGAGUGUAAAGGAAACCCAGAGAGCGAGAGUGAGGGCUUCUUCGCUCUGCGUCACAGGAGGGGAGCCAUCAAACAGGCCAAGGUUCACAACGUCAAGUGCCACGAGUUCAUCGCCACCUUCUUCCCCCAGCCGACCUUCUGUUCUGUCUGCCACGAGUUUGUCUGGGGGCUGAAUAAACAAGGCUACCAGUGUCGUCAGUGUAACGCUGCCAUCCAUAAGAAAUGCAUCGACAAAGUGAUAGCAAAGUGCGCAGGGUCAGCCGUGAACAGCAGAGAAACAAUGUUUCACAAGGAGCGAUUCAAAAUCGACAUGCCCCAUCGCUUCAAAGUCUACAACUACAAGAGCCCAACCUUCUGCGAGCACUGUGGCACUCUGCUGUGGGGCCUGGCCAGGCAGGGCUUAAAGUGUGAAGAAUGUGCCAUGAACAUUCAUCACAAGUGUCAGAAAAAAGUGGCCAACCUGUGUGGGGUCAAUCAGAAAAUGAUGGCUGAAGCCUUGGCUCAGAUAGAGAGCGAGCAACAGGCUCGGAACCAGAGGGAUAAUGAGCAGGUGGGCCGUGAAGGACCGGUGGAAAUCGGCCCCUGCAUGCUUAAAGAGAUCUCGACAACGGACCCAGACCAGGGCCCACUCACAGCAAAGAAAGAGGAUCUAGGCAUUGCUUGGGAAACACCAAGGGAAGAAGGCUCACUCUCCGUGUCAACCACAGAGGAAACUCUGAAAAGCAGUGACCGAAGAAUGACCAUCGAUGAUUUCCUGCUGCACAAAAUGCUGGGCAAAGGAAGCUUUGGCAAGGUUUUUCUUGCGGAGCUGAAGGGCAAGGAUGAGUUCUUCGCCAUCAAAGCCCUGAAGAAGGAUGUGGUGUUGAUGGAUGAUGAUGUGGAGUGUACGAUGGUGGAGAAAAGGGUCCUCUCCCUGGCCUGGGAUCAUCCAUUCCUCACUCACCUCUACUGCACCUUCCAAACUAACGAAAACCUCUUCUUUGUGAUGGAAUACCUGAACGGAGGAGACCUGAUGUUUCACAUUCAGAACUGUCAGAAGUUUGACGCGAAAAGAUCAAUGUUUUACGCGGCGGAAAUCGUCUGCGGUUUGCAGUUCCUUCAUUCCAAAGGCAUUGUUUACAGGGAUCUGAAGUUGGACAAUGUGCUGCUGGACAGAGACGGACAUAUAAAGAUAGCAGAUUUCGGGAUGUGCAAAGAGAACAUCAUCAACGAGGCCAAGACCUGCACCUUCUGCGGGACACCCGAUUACAUCGCUCCCGAGAUCCUGCUAGGACAGAAGUACGGCACGUCAGUAGACUGGUGGUCGUUUGGGGUGCUGCUCUACGAGAUGCUGAUCGGACAAUCUCCCUUUCACGGCAACGACGAGGACGAACUCUUUCAGUCCAUCCGCACGGACGACCCAUUCUACCCUCGCUGGCUCAGCAAGGAGGCCAAAGACAUCCUGGUCCGGCUUUUUGUCCGAGAGCCAGAGAAGCGACUGGGAGUGAAGGGAGGCAUCCGGGAACAUCUGUUUUUCAAGGACAUUAAGUGGCAGCUCCUGGAAAACAGGGAGAUGGAACCUCCAUUCAAGCCUGUGGUGAAGUCAGCGAGCGACUGCAGUAACUUUGACAAGGAAUUCCUGAACGAGAAGCCCAGGUUGUCAUGUGCAGAUAAAACCCUCAUCAACAGCAUGGACCAGAACAUGUUCAAUAACUUCUCCUUCACCAACCCCAGAAUGGACCGGAUGUUUUACUGAAGGACGGCUGUGAAUCUCUGUUAUACUGUCUUGUCGUAAUGUCUGUGGAUGGGAUUACGAAGCUUUGAUGGACGAGAAGGUGCACAAAGGACUAGAUAUAUCUCCAGGCAACACUGAUGGAGUGAGACCAACACUGAUCACAAGAGAGGGUUCGGAUGAUAAGGACCCUUCGACCAGCCUGACCUCAUCUCUCGAGUACCCUCAGCCUCCAUUCCUCCCAUCACACCAUCAAACUGCCUGUUUUUGUUGUAAACUGUGUCCCGGCUUCCUGGCCUCAAACACCCUUCCUGGGACAGAUACAAGUUAACGUUGACACAGGGAGUUGGGAGGAAGUCCCAUUGGCGCUCAGCGGUCCCGGCUUGGCUCUCGAACUGGGAGUCGUGAGCCGAGGGCGGGGGAGCAUG